AUGAGGAGAUCGAUUCAGAAUUUCAGACAGCUGGGUGGUGAGUCUUUGGCCGAAUCAUGGGAGAGAUUCAAAGAGAUGAAGAGACAAUGCCCACAUCAUGGUAUUCUGAGUUGGGACUUAAUGCUGGCUUUAUAUGAAGGAUUGUUGGAUAAUUCAAAAAUCCUAGUUGAUGCUUCAUCGGGGGGAUCAUUCACAGUCCUAGAGAUAGAUCAAGCCGAAGAACUAUUAGAAAGGGUUGCAAUGAAUGGAACAACUUGGUACUUAGAGAGAUCUUCCCCGAAAUUGGUGGGAGGUGUGAAUGAUGUUGAUCAAAUAUCAGCUCUAUCAGCUAAGUUUGAUAAUGUGGCCACUUUAAUUCAACAGUUGGCUCAGAUUUCUAUCAAGAAUCAAACUCCAGGUAAUGUUUCUACAUCUUCUACUCCUCUAAGACCUAUAACGAUGUGUGAAUUUUGGGGAGGAGAGAACAAUUCAGAGGAGUGUUUCAGUGUUGAUUCUCAUGCCACAAUGGAACAAGUUGAUGUGAUAGGGUAUGGUAGGAUACAACCAGUAUUCCAACAACAAGGAACAUACGAUCCAAAUGCACCAAGGAACCAUCCUGGUUUCUCUUGGAGUAAUCCAGCUGGGGCAGCUAAUCCUCAACCCUUGAAUAAUAGAAUUCAACCACCAGGAUUUCAGGGACAACAAAAUUUUAGAGGGGGUCCUCCGAAACAGUUCAGGCAAAACCAAGGAUAUCAAGCUCCAGUAAAUCAAUCUAAGCCUAAUGUGGAAGUACCGGCCCCGUUGAAUAUGGACGUAUUGUUGGAAAAAUUGGUUAAAGGUCAGCUAGAGCUUACAGAGAGGAUGGAUCAGAUGAGUGCUCACCAAAAGAUGUUAGAAAAUCAGUUAGCAAAUCAAGCUUCUACACGGAGUAUUAAAGUCACAGGGAAGUUGCCAGCUAGAACUGAAAAUCCAAGGGAGCAUGUAAAUGCAAUUGUUACAAGGAGUGGCACGGUAUUGGGAGGAGUAUACCUAAGCAUAGAGAUCCGGGGAAGUUCACAAUUCCUUGCGUUAUUGGAGGCCGACCUUUAA
This is a messenger RNA of Ipomoea nil (Japanese morning glory), 1068 nucleotides long. RefSeq lists its product as uncharacterized. The record is from RefSeq and is a predicted model, not a curated record. Bases 1 to 1068 code for a protein of 355 amino acids. Lineage: Eukaryota; Viridiplantae; Streptophyta; Magnoliopsida; Solanales; Convolvulaceae. The transcript has 2 exons.